GCGUUCAAGUGCCCAAGUGUUGUUUGCAUGAUUCGAGAAGAACGAUGCGUGAGGACAACAAGUUCUGCUUACCAACUACUUGCUGUUUGAGAGUUGGUAAACCCAUUCCACCAUGUUCUGCCUUCGCGUAUGUGGCAUAUGCCGUCUGUACUGCACGUGGAGCUGCGUGGACCCUGAGUGCGGACUCAAUUCCGCACUUGCAGACCAGACCAGAAAAGUUUCCGGACGAGACAGCUGCACAGCUCAACACCAAGCGCUCGAGCACGCGACAUUCACUUGACGAACCCGACACCUAUCCAAGCCUGAUCGCACCGCUUUCUGCGCGCCACUUGCCUGGGGCCUGCAGGCGCCCACUCUCUCCUUCCUGUGGCCGUCGUCUGCCCCUAAGUCCACAAUACGACCCCCGGCCGCCAAAUCGUGGGCUUCACAAUUCCCAUGGAGCUUCAGACAGCAGUAGCACCCACGAGCCCGCCCCUCAGCAAAAUCCGGCUGGACCGGACCUUCGUCCCAGCCCGCUCGUCACGGCACCGGAUAGCCGUCAUCGCCCUCUACCGCGCCCUCAUAGCCCUCGCCUCGAGCAUAGAGCUCCCGCCCGAGCUCACGCAGGCAUGGCAUGACGCCCGAAGCCCAGAGAGCAAGCAGUCGACCCGGACACCACCGCCGCCGCUCGUCGCGAUUGUCCGCCGCACGUUCAAGCGCAACCGGGCCGACGUCUCCCCUCGCAUCGUGGCCCCAGCCCUGCAUGCCGGCUACCGCUCCCUCGCCCUCCUCCGAGAUGCCAAGGCGGCCUCGACCAACAUCAACCCCAACACCGACUCGCCUCCCUCCUCCUCCUCCUCCUCUUCCGCUGCGCGCGACCAACUCCUCGACCUCGUCCGCACCAAGCUCGCCGAGCGCCAGCGCUCCGUCUCCGCAAAGCAGGCAUGGCUCGCCGCGAACCCGCCCCCGCCUCCGCGGCGACGCGACCGCCCAAUCCUAGUCCGGCUACACCCGAUCCCGAGUGAGGAGAACCCAUUCCCGAAGCCGGAAUACCACACGCCAAACCACCCACGGCCCCUAGACGAGAUUCGCGAGAGCUGGGCGGCCAGGCACCCCGACGUUCCCGGAGGGCACUGGCGCAUGCGGAGGAUCCCGCACAUCGACAUGGCGCACGCGGUGCCCUUCCUGCGCAGGGGCCACGGGUUCGACCCGCUCCAGCAGAGCAUCAUACAGACGCGCAUGGGGAAGGCGGUCAAGAGGAUGCGCGACUACAAGUGGAUUGAGCGUUACGAGAUCCCCGACGCCCAGCUCGAGGAUGCGUGGGAGGACCUCGUGCGCAGGCAGGCCGAGCGGGAGAGCGGGGUGAGCGUGGGCAAGAUGGCGUCCGCGCUGACGGCAGAUGCGGCCAGUACUGCCGGGGAAGACGGCAGCGGCGGCGGGGCCGAAUGGUGGAAGGUCGGGAGUGUGGCGGACAAGGUGAUGAACUUGAGAAGGGACACGUGGGAUAGCCAGUCUCUGAGGGCGGCAGAGCAGGAGCGUCAGCGGAGAGAGCAGGCCGAGCGGGACGCGGAGAACCCGCCGAAACCCAAGGGGAACUGGUGGGAGAGCGGCGAGCAGAAGCACGGCGUCAUGCGAGACAUGUGGUCGCGAAAUGCCGCGGACUCGCCGCGCCCUCUGAGCUCACAGGACACUGCGAGUGCUUCUCCCGCUGCUACUCCUGCUGCCACUGCACCCGCGACUACGACGCUGGAAUCACCGCCGUCAUCAUCAGCAAUGCAGCCUGGCCCAGGAUCCGUGGGAAAACCACGAUCCAAAAAAGAACGCGCAGCCCGCUUGUCCCCACUCCUUGACGAGCUCGCCCACGAUGCCGUCCAGUUCCCAGAGAACGGGGGUUUCGACAGAACCGCCUGGGUGCAUGGCAUCCAGCGCAUCCGCACGCUCUUUUCGUGGACAACCGAGGUCCACAACGCGCGCGCCGACGCCCUGCGCAAGCUCGUCCUCGAGGAGAAGGCCCUGCUCGCCAAGGAGAAGGCCGAGGACUCGGCGGCGCGGCGGAAGAAGUGGGAGGAGAGGAUGGCCGCAGAGCACGGCGAGGACAAGUGGCGCGACGUGGUUGCGGAGGAGACGAGGGCACGGGACGAGGCGCGGCUUGCGAAGCUUGAGAAGAUCAAGACGAAUGUCUUAGAGAGGGAGAAGGCUCUGGAAGCGGCCAAACAAGAUUCCGAGGACCGGGUUCGCGAUGUGGUGAAACGAUGGGGAGGACGUGGGAAGAAAUGGAAGAAAUUCGUCCCGCGAGUGCAUACGGGGUAUGAGUGGGAGCAGACUGGGUUGGGGGAGGCAAAAGUGAAGGGCAACGGUGGAAAGGGUGGGAAUGGUGGCAAGGCGCAUGGAGCGAGGGAUCGGGCUGCGAAGCCAAAAGAACGUGAGGGUCGGCAGAAAAGAGAGAAAUAAGCAGAAUAUCUGGAGCAGAGUGGCACGUAGGCAGCAUGGGCAACCAAGGUUACGCUCUUGAUGAUCCUGAGUGCCGCAAUGCUCCGUCGUGUAGUCCGGUAUCCGGGUAGUCACGCAGCCCGAUCGCGCUCCUGGGCCAAGAACGAGGAUGAUCAAAACCAAAG
Microdochium trichocladiopsis is the source of this 2594-nucleotide messenger RNA. RefSeq lists its product as uncharacterized. The coding region runs from base 436 to 2430 and encodes 664 amino acids. NCBI's taxonomy places the organism in Eukaryota, Fungi, Ascomycota, Sordariomycetes, Xylariales, Microdochiaceae. The transcript has a single exon. The record is from RefSeq and is a predicted model, not a curated record.